Molecule: messenger RNA, 795 nt
Organism: Pseudomassariella vexata
Lineage: Eukaryota; Fungi; Ascomycota; Sordariomycetes; Amphisphaeriales; Pseudomassariaceae
Exons: 1
Coding region: 1-795 (264 amino acids)
Source: RefSeq, a predicted model, not a curated record
AUGGGUGAUCAAGAUCCCGAGCUCGCAAACACCGCUAAUGCCAACGCUGAGGAGCCCAUCCAAAGCCCGCUGCCCAAGAUCUCGCACUCCCGGAGCUCUUCAUGCAGUUCAUUCUAUAGCCAGGAUGACGAACAAGCUUUCACCAACCGAGCUGACCCGGCUGUCCUCCGCAAUCGAAUCAGCAGCAAGAAGGUGCUCUCCAAACUUGAUGUUACCUGGACCAAUGCCCGACCUCGCAACAUCCAGAACGCUACAGCUGUUUGGGGCACAUUGAAUAAUUCCUCAACUGAAGAAGCGUCUGUUGAUGCUCAUACAUGCACUCAUGACCAGCCUGCAACCUCUACAGACGGCAAUCACGGCGGCACUACCACGGCAAACAACCGCGACGCUCUUUCCCCCAAAACAAGCGAGGGUAUCAAGACUCACAGAACUUGGAACACAGUGGGAUAUAUCGCGAUGGCUCUUGCCUUGACCCCGCAAGACUCUGAUCGGAGAGGAAGCUCUUCCUUCACAGGAAAUGACGAGGUUUUUGAUCAGAAAGAUGUGAACAACUUUGCUGGCAAGAACGACAGUGAUAACGGUGGCAAGUCAGGAGAUCAUAGAGUUGCACAGGAGACCGAGAAGCUACUUGAACAUGGGAUUGUUGGCUGGAAGAAGCGUGAUGGAAUAUUCCAACAAGGGGGACCGCCCUUGGAGGACGAUGUCUUCUCACUCCCUCGUCCCGUUCCUGGCCAAUUACAACAGCCAGCCCCGCUAGCUCUGCAGGCUACGCAUCACGAUUGUAUAAGAAAAUGA